AUGUUCCGAGCGCGCAGGUUCUUCCCUCAGCGGACAGGUCAGGCUGCUGGCGAGCUUGACCAUACGUCAAAGCUCGCUCCUCUCAAAAAGGUCCUUCUGAUUUUAAUCCGCGACAAGCUUCGCCGGAAAGCCAAGUCGGCCGGAACAGAUCGUCACGAUCUUGAAGCCACGUCGGAAGAAACAGAUCGUCGCGAUCUUGAAGCCAUCAAGUCCAUUACAGAUGAAGCCUUUUUGGAGCUUCUCAGGCAAUAUUUGGAUCCCGAGGAAGAGAUCUCGCCGGAGGACUAUCGCGUCCAAAGUCGGAUGUCAGGUACAUACAACCAUUGUAUCAUUGUGUCAGUGAAGGAUAAGGGUGAAUAUGCUAUCAAAGUCCCUUUCACCGGCACAAAAGAGGUCUGGACCCAAGGUGACGCGCAUAAUCUAAGGAGUGAAGCACAAACCCAAGAAUAUCUUCGUCAGCAUACAUCGAUUCCCAUAGCUGAAGUGUAUAAAUGGGAUGACACCCUCGACAACUCCAUUUCGGCUCCUUACAUUCUCAUGCGUGCCAUUCCUGGCGUUAAAGCAUCCAAACAUUGGAAACCACAGUAUGUCCCUGAGAAUAAAUCGACCCCCAAAACUGAAGAAUGGCGCCACAACUUUCUCAAGUCACUUGCAACUAUGAUGUCUGAGCUACAUCGUUUCUCCUUUCCCGCUAUUGGGAUGUUGAAUUUUGAUGAGGACCGAUUAAACCCAACAGUUGGACCUUACUAUGGUGAAAAUAAUGAUGGCACCCUCGACGAGGUCCAGGCUUAUAACUCCAGCAACGACUUCUGGGAAUCCCAGUUACAGGAAUUUGAAGCGGACCUCAAAAAUGCGGCUCUCAAAAAUGGCAAGGAAGACAUGGACGACGCCUCGUAUGGAUGGCAUAACACCAUGCGAUAUGCGCUCAAAACCUACCCUCUCAAAUGGUCCGGGAACGAGGAUGGACAGGGAGCUGAGACUUUCGUGCUCCGCCAUCCCGAUCUGGACAUGCAUAAUAUCUUGGUCGACGAGAAUGAUGGUACAAUCACGGGUAUCAUUGAUUGGGAUAUGACGAGGACAGUGCCCCGAUGCGUUGGAUUCUCAGCUGUACCCAUCUGGCUUCGAGCCGACUGGGACGCCGACUUCAAGAUGGACGAUUUAAUCCACAUGCCCUGGGAACUUGACCAAUAUCGGAACAUUUAUGCACAGGCUAUGGCUGAAGCUCUCACUAAAGCCACGGGCGAACCUGGCGACGCGUGCUAUACUCUCCAGUCGCCAAUGUAUUGUAUGGCAUACACUUGGUUUCAUGGGGGCAGUUUGGAUGCUUUUUGGGUUCGAAUGUUUAAAGAGAUUCCCCACCUCAGGGCUCUCGAUGUAAAAAAAUACAUGGAGAUGGUCGGUACUGAGACAAACUGGGAUGCCGCCGACGAGAGGCUGAUUCUAGCGCUGAAGAAGGUUCUUGCACCCAUGUUGCCCUGA
Molecule: messenger RNA, 1479 nt
Organism: Aaosphaeria arxii CBS 175.79
Lineage: Eukaryota; Fungi; Ascomycota; Dothideomycetes; Pleosporales
Exons: 1
Coding region: 1-1479 (492 amino acids)
Source: RefSeq, a predicted model, not a curated record